AUGGCUGAGAAGUCCUCUUCCGCUGCUUCCACUCCCAAGGAGCCCACCCCCGGCGACACUAACUUCAUGAUCAACCUCUUCCGCCACAUGACGGAGAAGCCCACUAUCAACUGGGAUGCCUUUGCUGCCGCUGCGGGGUUCAAGAACGCCACCGUCGCUCAGACCCGCUACGGUCAGAUCCGCAAGAAGUACGAGCUCAACUCGAUUGUUGGCAGUCCUAUCAAGAAGAGGAAGGGAAAUUCCACUGCUGAGGAGGAGUCUCCUGCCAAGAUUGCCAAGACUGGCGGCCGCGUCGGCACCAAGGGCCGUAAGGGCAAGGGCAAGGCGACGGUCAAGACCGAGGAUGAAGACGACGCCGAGGACGGCACGGACACCAAGGGCGCCAUUAAGAUGGAUGGUGACGAUGAGAACUAG
Messenger RNA from Colletotrichum chrysophilum, 414 nucleotides. RefSeq lists its product as uncharacterized. Lineage: Eukaryota; Fungi; Ascomycota; Sordariomycetes; Glomerellales; Glomerellaceae. The record is from RefSeq and is a predicted model, not a curated record. Bases 1 to 414 code for a protein of 137 amino acids. The transcript has 2 exons.